CCGAUGCAGGCCAAGUACAGCAGUACAAGGGACAUUCUGGAUGAUGAUUGGGACACCACCAUGAGCCUGCAUUCCCGAGCCUCCACCACAACACAGAGGCCAGAGCCCAGGCACACAGAGCCCGGGACUCCCUCUCCAGCUUGGCGCCUGGUGGCUCUGACCCUGCUGACUGUGUGCCUGGUGUUGCUGAUAGGCUUGACCAUCCUGUGCUUUGUAUUUUUUCAGUGCUACCAGCUCUCCGAAACUCAGCAAGACAAUAUCUCCCAAAAGGAAGAAAGACUAGGGAAUCUCUCCGGACAGCUGCAAUCUCUCCAAGCCCAGAACAGGAAGCUUGCACAAACUCUGCAGCAUGUGGCAGAAAAACUCUGUCGUGAGCUCUAUAAUAAAACUGGAGGACACAGGUGCAGCCCUUGCCCAGAAAAAUGGAAGUGGCAUGGGGACAAAUGUUACCAAUUCUAUAAAGAGAUCAAAAGUUGGCAGGGCUGUGAAAAUUUCUGCGUUGCUGAGAACUCUACCAUGCUGAAGAUAAACACACAAGAAGUGCUGGAGUUUGCCAUGCCUCAGAGCUACUCCAAGUUUUUCUACUCUUACUGGACAGGGCUUUCCCGCAACAGUACUAGCAAGACCUGGCUGUGGAUAGAUGGAACCCCUUAUUCCUUUGAACUGUUUGAUAUUAUAAUAGACGUCACCAGCCAGAGAAGCAGGAACUGUGUGACCAUCCUCAAUGGAAUGGCUUUCUCCAAGGACUGCAAAGAAUUGAGGCGGUGUGCGUGUGAAAGGGCAGCAGCAUCGGUGGAGCCCGAGAGGCUCCAUUAG
This is a messenger RNA of Cynocephalus volans (Philippine flying lemur), 816 nucleotides long. RefSeq names its product C-type lectin domain family 1 member A (gene CLEC1A). Gene Ontology annotation, cellular component: plasma membrane. Bases 4 to 816 code for a protein of 270 amino acids. The transcript is spliced from 6 exons. The record is from RefSeq and is a predicted model, not a curated record. Gene Ontology annotation, molecular function: transmembrane signaling receptor activity. Lineage: Eukaryota; Metazoa; Chordata; Mammalia; Dermoptera; Cynocephalidae. Gene Ontology annotation, biological process: signal transduction.